AUGCCAUACUUCAAGACGAGCCAGGAAUGGCUCGACCACUCCGUCGCUCUCCUCGAGGCUCGACCCUCCUCAACCCGCGUCACAACAAGAUACUCCAUCAAGCCCGUCAAGCCCCGCAAACAGACCACCACCACCAGCUCAGGAGACGAAUCAACAGCUCCCUUAGACCCAAAACCCCCGCGCGGCAGCCUCGUCCUCAAGACGUACGAUCCCGCCAGCGGCGUGACGCUCAAGUACCGCACCACAAAGGCCGCAGAGGUCACGCGCCUCAUGUCCGCCGCGCUGGGACGCCUGGGCAAGGCCAUGGCUGGCAUUCAGGACGUGCCGGAGGAGACGAUGCAGGAUGCUGAUGCGGCGGUGGAGACGCCGCAAGGAGAACAGACACCGCAGCAGGGUGCCGCUGCUGGAGGAGGUGGCGGCGGCGGUGGUGGAAAGAAGAAGAAGAAGGGCAAGAAAUGA
Messenger RNA from Trichoderma asperellum CBS 433.97, 459 nucleotides. RefSeq lists its product as uncharacterized. NCBI's taxonomy places the organism in Eukaryota, Fungi, Ascomycota, Sordariomycetes, Hypocreales, Hypocreaceae. The record is from RefSeq and is a predicted model, not a curated record. Gene Ontology annotation, biological process: SRP-dependent cotranslational protein targeting to membrane. Gene Ontology annotation, cellular component: signal recognition particle, endoplasmic reticulum targeting.